This is a messenger RNA of Cavia porcellus (domestic guinea pig), 1827 nucleotides long. Its product is annotated as basic proline-rich protein-like. Bases 1 to 555 code for a protein of 184 amino acids. The transcript is spliced from 2 exons. The record is from RefSeq and is a predicted model, not a curated record. NCBI's taxonomy places the organism in Eukaryota, Metazoa, Chordata, Mammalia, Rodentia, Caviidae.
AUGAAGGCGGCCUGGAAGUCGGGGCGUCGCGACCCCCAGAUGGGUACGGGAGCCUGUGCCAGGCGAGUGAACGGACCCGCAGCUCCUGCGCUCACGAGUGCGGCGGGACUCCGCAUGCACACGCGGGGCGGCAGAUGCGCGCCAGGGCUGCGGGGCUCCCGCACUGGUCAGGAGGGUCCCUACAGCCACACUGUCCCAAGCGCACCACUCCCGAACGCCGCCACGCGGAGCGCGUGGAACCCCCAGCCGGCGCUUCUUGACCCCCAUGGCCCCGCCCCCGCGUCCCGCUUCCCGUCCAAUCAGAAGGCGCGACCCUCCGAGACUCCGCCCUUGACCGACUCACCGCUGGCCAAUGAGCGGCCGCGCCCGGCGCCCAGUGCGCGCAGCCCGCGCGGAGCCCGCUCAGAGCGAGAAAAGCGAACCCAACCCGUCGGGGCCGCCGCUCCGGACCCGCCAGCGCCGCGGCCGCCGCCUCCUCCCCCCGGUCGGGUGUACUGUCCCAACCCGAAAGUCCAGUUCUGCGGCCCGGCAGCGGCGAGCGAGCGGGCGCGAUGACACAGGAGUACGACAAACCCCUGAGUACCCAGGAGCCUUCAGGACUUGACCAUAGCUGGAGGGCUGUGAAGAAGCCAGGACUCAGGACAACUGCUUCUGUGUUUGUCUUGCCUUAUAGCUCAGAUAAGGCAAAAUUUUCCAAAGCUAACGUCAUCUGGAACCGGAAGACUUCCUCUCCCAAGAUGGAGACAGCCUGAAAGGAUGAGAUCAUUGGCUUUGGCACCGGAGAGUUGCAGGCCCUUCUCUGUAUCACAAAGUUCCUCAUUAGAGAAAGUGACCCCCGAUUCAGCCUUAAACAUUAUUAGUUAACCCAACUUAUUUGACAAUAACUUUUUUCGUAUCGUUAUAAAAAACCCUUUACUACAGGCAGUAUCAGUCCAUCAUUGCACUUUCAGAGGUAACCAGAAGGCUUAGUGUGCACAUGACAGGAAAGCAGGUGGUUACCAUCUAUAUCCCCACCCUUAGAGAAGGCCUCAUGUGACAGACUAGUAAAUGCAUUGGACAACAACAAAAAAGCAUCUCAAAUACAAAACACAGAAGACAUUUCAGUUGAGAAAUCAAUUUUUACCUUUUUGUGAAUGGACUUCAAAUCAACAUUUGUUACUAUGAUAUUCUGAAGUCUGGCAAACAUAUCAGUCUGUUUUGGCUUCACAGAAACAGAGGCGUCCAUUCCUAGGGAAGGCAAGACUUUCACAAAGGAUUCAUUCAAUCCAGAUGAGUCAAGUGAGCAGUGCUGUGUUCAGUAACACACUACUAACAUACAGAGUCAACACAAGCUAUUAUUAGACAUACUGGUAUUGUUAUACCAGUAUUCACGUAUGAGGUAUGUAAGACAGGUUACACCUUUAAGUACUUCAUGCAUCUUACAUAAAAGUUGUGAGUUUAAAACCAAAUAAACAAAACACCUAGCCAGACCUGGAGGUGGAGGCCUAUAAUCCCAGUACUCCGGAAAGCUGUCAGGAGGAUCCCAAAUUCAAGCCCAGCCAGGGCAACUGAGCAACUUCAGAAGAAAUUAAGUUCUCCUGGCUCAAAAUUACAAAAAGUUUAAAAACUAGAGUGAGAGUAUAGCUCAGUGGAAAGCCUCUGGAUUCAAUCCCACAAAGGAAAGACAGGAAAGAAGGAAAAGAGGAGGAGAGGAGGAAGGGUAAUGUGCUGCUUCAUUCUUCUUUCAAACCGACAACAUCAAAAGGUCACAAGUGUCUUUCAGAAACUCCUUUGCCUAUGCUACAUACGGGGAAAAGGCAAAAUAAAUAAACUAUUUUUUAAAAAUUC